Messenger RNA from Drosophila elegans, 786 nucleotides. RefSeq lists its product as uncharacterized. The transcript is spliced from 3 exons. Bases 144 to 653 code for a protein of 169 amino acids. The record is from RefSeq and is a predicted model, not a curated record. Lineage: Eukaryota; Metazoa; Arthropoda; Insecta; Diptera; Drosophilidae.
AUCGCUGAUCGCCGCAGUCAAGUACCGCUUAAUGCGCAAAUAAUUGUGAAUUUCCAUAAACGGGGUUGGCAAGAGUUCAGUAUAAAUAGUGCCUGGGCCAGCCAGGAGUUUCCAAAUCCAUCCAAAAACUUCAAGUGUUCAGAAUGCUGCGAAAAAUCUGCUUUUUCCUGAUCAGUUGUGUGGCCUUUGAGGCUGCCUUGGCUUGUAAUGGCUACAAGGCCAAGCUGGUGAAGAUGGAGAACUGUGCCGGUGAGGAUGCCAUCAUGACGGUGGGCAGCGACUUCAACAUCAAGCUGAACAAGAAAUGCGAGCUGGUGCCCUCGGGUUGCAUCAGCAAUAAGCCAUUUGGAACCGCCGUGGCCAAGUUCAAGGUCCAGAAGGAUGGCAUCGUGAUGAGGGAGGGCAAGAUCGACCUGUGCGCCGCCAUCGACCAGGCCACCACCGAGGCCAAGGACCUGCUCCGGCUCUUUGGGGCUCCCUCAUCCUGCCCAGUGGCCGAGGAGAAGGUCUGCGCCAACGAUCACACCGUGGACCUCAGCAAGUACAAGGCCAUGUUGGGCAUGGCCCGCGGUCACCUGAUCAUCGACUCGGAGGUCAAGCAUGACACUGGCAAGUCCUGCUUCCAUGCCGAAAUCGAGCUCACCAAGAACUAAGUGUGCAAAUACGUCCUGAUGAGGGUCUUAUGUUUAUAUUAUGAGUCUUGCAAAUCUUGUAGUUGUAAAUACAAAAGCAAUUCAAAUUGGUAAUGAGGUGCACACAAAAAAGUAAUAAACAAAAUAUACCGAA